AUGCCACCCGAUCGCACGCCCGGUGGUCCGACAACGCCGUCGUUCCUGCAUGCGAUCCAGUCCGGUGCCCCCUUGUCGUCGCACGGGGUCAGGCACGCUCCUUCGCUGCCGCGCGGAUCGUCGUGUACGACCUGUCGCUCGCGCAAGGUGCGCUGCGAUGCCGGUCGUCCCUGUUGUGGGGCAUGCAAGAAGAGUGCUAGUGCUCAUGGAGAGUGAGUGCUCCCGCGUAUCCCGACUACGUGUGAUUGGUGUGCUGCUGCCCCUUCCCCGGCAACGCGUAUCCGGGCGGAUCCUUGCAAGCGCCGUUCGGGGUUCAAAGGCCGAAAUCGCAAUCACUAAACUGACUCGUGCGUCACACGGGUUGUGUAGAGACUGGACCCAGAUCGAAUGCAACUACGCAGAGGGCGUUCGAAAGCCCAAGAAGACGAACAAGGUCGCUGAACUCGAGGCGAAACUAGGUCAGUGCACGAGCAACUCCAGGCUCUCUGCUCCCACACUUAGCCGGUGGAGUCUGGGGACGGCUGUGGCCCUGUCGCGCGCGGCGCGUAACUCGUGCUCCACGUCGGUGUUGACGUGAAGAGGUCACUCGCUGACAAGAUUUAUAUCAAUUCGGCUUCGAAUACGAAUUAGCUCGCUUGGAAGAGAAGCUGGAUCGGGGUCCAAGGUGAUUACCCGCUCCAACCAACCCUGCGAGUGCCCCCCGCUAAGCCUCGGAUUCUCCGAACACGUGUAGAUCCGCGGCCACUUCCCAUUCGCCGACCGAUGCUCCGGCUGCAGGUCCCUCUUCGAUGUUCAGGCGGGAUGAGACCUCACCGAUGGUGGAGGACCCUAUUCUGACGCAUGCCGACGUCGAUGUCGCCGCACCAUCCCAUGGGCGUCCCCAACCGGCCAGCAACGAUCAAUUCCGUGGUUCCGAGGUCCUCAGCCAGAAUAUGGCUUCUUCCUCUUCGACGACCUACGAACAAUUGACAGCACAGCUUGAGAACAGCAACCAGAAUGGCGGUCGCUACAACCAUGGCAUGGCGUCGAUCUCCGACAUGAACAACGACACUUCGGCCUCAUUUGACGGAGGUGACCGCGAUCAACUCGGCGUAGCGCCUUCGAUCACGAGCGCAGAAGAUCCUCUCGCCGAGUACGGAUUUCGCCAGAACAUUCCAACUCAGCCUCCGACGUUCCCGGGACUCCCAUCCUCGUUCCCACGGUCCCGUAUCACGGUCCUCACACCCCUCGGCUGGCCGCCGGCCCUACCUUCGCCUCCUCUCUUGCACCGACUCAUCGACGUCUUCUUCUCCAAGUCUCAUCUUGCCACGGACCUCAUCGUCGAAGGCAAGUUCCGAGCCGCUCUUGCGCUUCCACCUGCGCACCCCAAGUUCCCUCUACCAGCACUGCUCCACGGCAUGCUGGCGAUUUCGGGUCGGAUGGUCAGCUCGGACUGGUUCGCCGACGAGCCCAAACAAUGGGGCAUUAGGGAUCCCGACGAGUCUUUCGCAGACUGGCACGCGGCCAAAGCCGACAGUCUCAUCGACGAAGCCUUCUCGAAAGCAUCGAAUCAACGGAUACGAGUCGCGCAAGCCGCUGGACUCGUCUGCUUCUCGUUCUACACGGCGGGCAAAUUCGCCAAAGUCUGGCUACAGGUCGCGCGGUUGACGAGGAUCAUCGUUGGUCUCGGACUGAACCAUGUCAGGGCCGCGACUAGGGGCAAAGACGGCGUGCUGAGGGACCGAAGUCUGCACAUGAAGCAAUCGGUGCUGCCGCCGACUGAUGACCCCGAAGACUUGUACGAGAGGGCGACGGCGUGUCAGAUGGCCUUUUUGGCAGACAAGAUCGCGACGGCGAGUACCGCCUGGGCUUGCAGUCUCGAUGAAGGUAAGGUCUAUCCAGAUAGCAGUUGCCCGUGCCAGAGCUGAUGUGCAAAUCGGCUGCGUGUCUGGCAGCCGACAUCACGACCUUGAUCCCGCCUCCACAUGGCGUGUCCUAUCCGGCCAAGGACCUCGACACGAGUCCGCUGUCGAGCUGGAACGCCAACUUCUUCGUGGACCACCCUCCUGGACUGGUCGGUGUCUUCCAAAUCUAUCUCAAGUGCACCUAUCUACUCGGUCGUGUAACGACGUUCCUCAGUCGUGCGCCGUACCCGAUCGGCAUGAGCCUGGCUCGCAUGAAGACGGAUGGCUCAAAACUGACCGUCUCGGAUAUCAGAAACUCGUAAGUGAGCAGGAAAUGCACGAGUUGGGAUAUGGGACUUAUGCUUUGUUCUUCCUCGCUUUUAGAGAAACGUUCCGCCGACUAGAGGCGACCAUCCGACAGUUCCAACAAUCGGUCCCGCGUGAGAUCCAAAACAUCUACACCUCGCCCAACGCCGACAGUCGCCUCGCGCUCAUCUUUGCCAUCCCGCACGUCUGCCUCAUCAUGCUGCAUGAGCCGUUCGUGAUGCUCGUUGAAGGCGACGACAGCUUUGCCAAAUGCAUCACGAGCGCGCGCGCGAUCCUCAGUUCAGUUUACACGCUCUGUGGUUCUUCGUUCGAGAUCGGAGGACUUGCUCCAUUCCUCUCUUACUGCUACGCUGCGACGGGCCGUACGCUCGUCCGCGAGAUUGCGAUCCGCAAGCUCCGCGGACAGGACUCGACGCACAUCUUUGAGGAGAUGCAGACGAUUCUGAUCGUGCUUGACGAGUUCAACACCCCGCUCGGCGCAACAACCGCCGAGACCCUACGAUCGCUGCUCGCGAUGCCUGAGCUGUGCCUACCCCAUCGACCUCGCUACGCCAAAGAAGACGAGCUCGACAACAUCGACGAGCCGCUCGGUCAUCCCGUCUUUGCGUCACCCUACAAGUUGCCAGCCCGUCUUGGUAAGGUACCCCUAAACGCGUGGGUCGGACCGGGAUACUCGGACGCUGCGAAGCCGAGUCCUUUGUGGCAGCAAUCGAUUCCAUCCUGGUCCGUCGACGCGCCCUUCUCACCCGACACCUUUGCGGACUUGUUGAGCCCCGAGAUCAGGCCUCUUCCGAGCACUUCGAACGUGCCGAUGAACGGGAUGGGUAACAUGGCCCAACUACCCAAUUCGAACGCAUCCGCAUCGGGGAACCCGACGAGAAGCAACGCCCCUGCUGCGCCUGCACCUGCUGUCGACUAUCUUGAGGCGUUGCUUCAGUCUGAAGCGAGUCGAGCCGAUGAGGUUCCAUCAAAACGAUUCGGACGAGGUUGGGCCGAGAAGAAGAAGGCCGUCUUCUUCGAUGAAACGACGAAUGGGAAUGGGAUGAUCGGUGGCAGCAAUGGUACCUAG
Messenger RNA from Microbotryum saponariae, 3279 nucleotides. Lineage: Eukaryota; Fungi; Basidiomycota; Microbotryomycetes; Microbotryales; Microbotryaceae. The record is from the annotation of a GenBank genome assembly.